AUUGUAAGGAAGGUGCGGGAAGGGGGCGUUUUGGCCGGCCAGAGGCGGAUCCCGCUCCACCAAGCGAAUCCGGUGCGGGCUUUGCGGCCGCCCGGGCGCGGGGCAGCCCUGCGGGCAGCGGCAAAGCCCGGAGCCGGAUCGGGGCGGGGGUCGCGCCCGGAGCGGAUCCGCGGCGCUCCGGGUGCCCCGGGCUCUGAAACACUGAGGAAAAAAAAAAAAAAAAUUAAAAAAAAAAAAAAUCCAAGAUCCCCCCGCAACCCAGAAGUAAAACACGUGAAUAAAGACUCAUUGGGACGGGCCGCAGACCCCUUUCCCCAGGCGGCAGGUCGGGGGCCGGGCCGGGCCGGGCCGCGCUGGCCGCCCGCCCGCGCGGGGCCCUGAUAAAGCUAUUUUGGAAGUGACCCCUCGGGCGGCCGGAGCGCGGGGCGGGCGCAGCGAGCCGGCGCAGCUGUCCGGAAUCAUGACUGAAGAUGACGGAUUCCGUGGUGGUGGAGGGUCACGUCAAGUUGAGAGACGGAAAAAAGGUGCCCGCUCCCGGCGCCCCUUCGGCCCGCGGGGGUCCCCUUGUCCCGAGGGGAGAGAGCCCGCUCUCCCCCGCGCGGCCCCGGCUAACCCUGUCCCUUUGCCUCUCGUUGCAGUGGAAGAGCAGGUGGCUGGUGCUGCGCAAGCCCUCCCCGGUGGCAGACUGUUUGCUCAUGCUGGUGUACAAGGAUAAAUCUGAACGAGCAAAAGGGCAUAAGGAGAGGAGCAGCAUGACCUUAGAAGACAUCUGUGGCUUGGAUCCUGGGCUCCCCUAUGAGGGCCUGAAUCACACGCUCGCAAUCAUCUGUCUGUCCCAAGUUGUGAUGCUGGGAUUUGAGAACAAGGAAACCAUGUACGCGUGGGAUGUGCGAAUACGCUACAGUUUGGGGGAAGUUCAUAGAUUUCAAGUCUUUGUAGCCCCUGGCACAAAACUAGAGAGUGGGCCUGCUACCCUGCAUUUCUGCAAUGACAUCCUUGUCCUGGUGAAAGACGUUCCUCCCAGUGUCAUGGGGCAGUGGAAGCUCUCGGAUCUGCGUCGCUACGGGGCUGUCCCGAACGGAUUCAUCUUUGAAGGGGGCACCAGGUGCGGCUUCUGGGCUGGUGUUUUUUUCCUCUCUUGUGCUGAAGGGGAGCAGAUCAGCUUUCUGUUUGACUGCAUCGUCCGCGGCAUCUCCCCGACCAAGGGCCCCUUUGGUCUGCGUCCAGUGCUCCCAGAUCCAAGUACAAACCCAGCCUAUUCAGAAGAAAGAUUGGCUCAUGAAGCUUUGCAAUUAGAAAAGCGCUUGAGCUUGCUGUCCCAUACAAGUCGCCAAGGUAGUGGAGGAGAUGAUAGGAGUAUUUCAAGCUCGUCUUCGGAUACCAGCCACUCGGAUGUCAGCGUUGGGAGCAGGCUGACAGUGUGGCCUGAGCAAUCUUCAGCCAGCACCUCUCAGGAGAGCCAUGGGCUGGCAGCUGCGAAGGGCAUUCACCUGGGAGAAGAGAAGAACCUUCCAGAAGGGGCACGUGGCACCACUAAACCCCCUCCAAAGCCCCUCCGAUCCAGACAGCUGCAGGAAAUAGGUCGUCAGAGCUCUUCUGACAGUGGAAUAGCUACUGGCAGUCACUCCUCCUACUCUGGGAGCUUCUCUUCCUAUGCUGGGAGCUUAGACAUUUGCCAUGGUGAUGAGUUUGGAUCAUUGCUAAGCUUGCCAUUGAACUUUCCUUCAGAUCAGAGUCUAUGUACUUGCCCUCACAGUGAGUCCCAGAGAGGUGUGGGAUCAGAGUAUCAGGUUCCCAGCUCUCUCAGACACGUUUAUGAUAUACCCAGGAGUGUGUUACAGGCAGCUCCUAAAGAAGUGCAGCUGAAGAGUGCAGAUUCCACGCUACCCAAGGACCAGGCCCUGCCAGCUCAAGGUGCCAGUGACCCAAGACUGCUACUACCACACUUGGAAGCACGGAGGGGACCUGAGCACAGCCAGCACAGAGGGAGGCCUUCAUCCUUACUCACAGAAAGCAGCAAGGACUCAAGUGAUGAAACAUAUGUGGAUUUUGUUUCAAGGUGGUCAGACACAAAACCACAGGGACAGGUGUCAGACUCCAAAAGUAGUGAGCUGUCACCACCUGGUGGGGCCUCAGCUGACCCCUGUGACACAUGUAGCCCCCACCUUGGGAUGACAAGAGCUCUUUUUUCAUCUUGUCCAAUCUGUGGUGGACUAAAGGGAACAGCAGUAUUACAGUCUGGAGUCUUACCAGCUAUAUCAGGUGGUGCUUCUGUCAUGGCAGCUUCUGGGUCUUUGAAAGUGCAUAGAGGGCACAGUCUCCAAGCUGGUCCUAAAGGUGGGUAUGAGAUGCUACCACUUCCUUCAGAACCUGGAACUCCAACUAGUUCUGAGGAACCUGAAGGGGCUGUAGGUUAUUCAACUGAUGUCCCUACACCAGAUCGACCCCAGAGUGAGACAGCCACCUAUGUUAAUAUUCCUGUCAGCCCUACUUCCAAAAAACAGCUUCACUACAUGGAACUGGAGCUUCAAGAAUCUAGCACAAGCAUAAGAGGGAGUGGAUCUUCGCGGUAUGCCCAGAUUGACAUUGCGGCCACCGAGACGGCGCACAAGGUGGGGACGCAGCACGCACAGUGCCGCCAGGAGCGCCUGCAGGAGCUGGAGCAGAAGAAGAAGGGAGCUCAGCAGUGACCUGCCUAGGAGAGAACUUUGUGCUCACCACAAAUCCAUGCUAAUUCAUCUUCCAAAAGAUUCACGUUUAUUGUAACAAAGCGCUCACUCAAAUCGCUGCCGUUGCUUCUUGCAGUCGUGCCAGAUUCAUUCCGAUGUCUUGAUUCCUAAUUGGAAAGCUGGUAGCACGAGGGGUGUGUUUGGUCUUUCCUUUUAUUUUAAUUUGGUUGUAAAGUCCAGAUUUUUUUGUCAUAUGCAAUGACAGAUGUAAGUUACCUUUUUCUAUAACUCUAAAAUCAUGGAGAACCUGGAACCAAUUUCAGUGUUUAUUAAAUGGUGGCAUUUUCUUUGAAAAUAAAGAACUUGAAUGUGUGUACAUAAGGGAUUGUGAGUGUGUGUGGUAAGUGUACACAUAUGUUUGCAUAUGUCUGUAUGUAAGCACACAUAACGGAUAAAAUAUAUGUAUAUAUCUGAGUGUAUAAAUUUGUAAAACCUCUAUUAAUAUAUUAAUGGACUCUUACAGAAGCAAGAAAAUUCAGUGCCUGCUCUUUUUGCAGGUACAGUUUUGUUCAAUUUAUGUGCUUAUUUAUGGACAUGCUCAACUAUACCUAUGGAUAAUUCAGUUUUAUACUUCACCAAGUCCUGCAGCUUUGGCUAAAAUUGCUCAGAUGUAAAAGCUGGAGUGUCAAGGAUAUAUCUGGAAACAGACAAGAGCACACAAGUUAUUUAAUUAUGUCUAUAAACCACAGUAAUGUGAAGGAGCAUUUGGGUGUUUCUGUUCUUGAAAAGCCUAGGUCAAGCCAUGUUUGAUUUUGUCGUUGCUGGGUACCUGUAAUUCUGAGCAAUUUUCCUGGAGCUGAACAUAUGUAUCACUUUGAAAAUCAGGUCUCAGUUUUCUCCCACAGCAUAUUUUAAAACCAAGGUAUUCAAAAGAAAGAUUUGCUUUUCAAAAUUGAGUCUUUAAUGUCACAAAAAGUAUUCCUAAUGUAAAACCAGCACCCACCUUAAAUUUAAAACUUUACUGAAUUAUUCUCUGCUGUCCCUGAGUAGCAUAAAACCAGCUCUGUGUAAGAGGAUGAUAUCUGUAGGGAUGCUACAGCCUUGAGGCACAAGAGGAUGUUAUCUUGUAAAAUAGGUUUACCCAUGAAUCAGCCAUAUCUUGCUUUUGUACAGUGAGAUUUUAUGAUUCAAAACUUAAUUUCCCAUGUUGUCUAUGUAAAUAUUUUUAUUUGUCCUUAUAUAAAAUGUUAUUUAAAUAAAAUGUUAUAUAAAAUGUAUGGCAGUGAUGCUAGACUAACAAAGAAAUGUACUUAAGAAGGAAAGAAAUUUGUUUCUGAUAGCAUUUCAGCUUUGGCUUCCAGAAGUUGCCAGAAGUAACAUCUUGGGUAUUAUGAUUUUUUGUUUGUGUCCUCUUAAGAUCCAAUAUUACAGCCAAAUUCUGUUUUCUAGAUAUGAUUCUAAUUUAUAUUGAUGGGUGGAAGUUUUGUGCCAGUGAGGGUUUUACUAAGUGACUUAAAAUGAGAGGUGGGGUUUUGUUUCUGAGGCAGAAUUUAACCUACAAAUUUAUUUGAAUGUAGCCUCAAUAGUAAUGUAAAAUACCAGAAAUGUCUCAAAUAAAAAAACCCGCAACAUA
Passer domesticus (house sparrow) is the source of this 4302-nucleotide messenger RNA. It is a transcript of the gene DOK7, whose product is annotated as docking protein 7. NCBI's taxonomy places the organism in Eukaryota, Metazoa, Chordata, Aves, Passeriformes, Passeridae. Gene Ontology annotation, molecular function: protein kinase binding. The record is from RefSeq and is a predicted model, not a curated record. Bases 471 to 2690 code for a protein of 739 amino acids. Gene Ontology annotation, biological process: positive regulation of protein tyrosine kinase activity; neuromuscular junction development. The transcript is spliced from 11 exons.